Messenger RNA from Hypomesus transpacificus, 1979 nucleotides. Its product is annotated as serine/arginine-rich splicing factor 6-like. NCBI's taxonomy places the organism in Eukaryota, Metazoa, Chordata, Actinopteri, Osmeriformes, Osmeridae. Bases 122 to 1246 code for a protein of 374 amino acids. The transcript is spliced from 6 exons. Gene Ontology annotation, molecular function: mRNA binding. Gene Ontology annotation, biological process: mRNA splice site recognition; alternative mRNA splicing, via spliceosome. The record is from RefSeq and is a predicted model, not a curated record. Gene Ontology annotation, cellular component: ribonucleoprotein complex; nucleus; cytoplasm.
CGAAUGGAUUUAAAUACAUUGAGCUGACGUAGGGAUGAACGGAACGACCAACGAACGAAGUAGUUUAAACGUUGUGUUUCGUUGAAUACCUUGCUUUUUAGCAUACUAAAUAUCCUCAAAUAUGCCUCGCGUGUAUGUUGGGCGUCUGAGUUAUCAUGUUCGUGAAAAAGACAUCCAGAGAUUUUUUAGUGGAUAUGGAAAGCUUAUCGAAAUCGAUUUGAAAAAUGGAUACGGAUUUGUGGAGUUCGAAGACAACCGGGACGCUGACGACGCAGUGUAUGAGCUAAAUGGGAAAGAGUUGUGUGGGGAACGCGUCAUCAUCGAACAUGCCAGAGGACCGCGACGUGACCGGGAUGGAUACGGUGGGGGUCACGGGGGAAGUGGGCGCAGCGGUAGUGGUGGUUACAGCAGCAGGAGCCGUACUGGCAGGGACAAGUAUGGGCCGCCAGUCCGCACAGAGUAUCGGCUAAUCGUGGAAAACCUAUCGAGUCGCUGCAGCUGGCAGGACCUCAAGGACUUCAUGCGACAGGCCGGCGAGGUCACGUACGCCGACGCGCACAAGGAGCGCACCAAUGAGGGCGUGAUCGAGUUUCGCUCCCACUCGGACAUGAAGCGGGCCCUGGACAAGCUGGAUGGGACUGACAUCAACGGCAGGAAGAUCCGCCUGGUGGCGGACCGGCCCCGCCGCCGCCGUUCCUACUCCGGCAGCCGCUCCAGGUCUCGCAGCUGCCGUCGUUCUCGCAGCAGGAGCUCCCAGAGCCGCUCCAGAUCUCGCUCCAGUUCUCGUUCCCACAGCCACAAGGGACGGCGUUCCCGCUCCAGGUCUGACAGGAAGGCUCGUUCCAAGUCGGCCUCCAAUAAAUCCCGCUCUGGCAUGCGCAAGUCCCGCUCCCGCUCAGGCAACAGGAAGUCCCGCUCCCAGUCCCGCUCCCAGUCCCGCUCCCAGUCCCGCUCCAAGUCCCGCUCCAAGUCCCGCUCCAAGGUGACGUCUGAGCGGGAUACCCGCAGCCAGUCCAAGGAGUCCAAGUCUGUCAGUAAGAAGCCCCGGAGCCGCUCCGCCUCGCCCGUGGAGAAUGGGACUGAGGAGCCCACUGCCAAGUCUGGCUCCCCCUCCCCGCCCACAGACAAGCGUCGCUCGAAAUCGGCAGAGAAGCGCUCGGCCUCUCGCUCCAAGUCCCGCUCUCCGUCUCGCUCCAAGUCCCGCUCUCCGUCUCGCUCCAGGUCUAGAUCCACCUCCCAGGAUUAGGGUCCCAUCAGCCGUCUUCCUGUUUGCUUCAUGCGUGUCCUGUAGAACCCACAAGACAUCCCUGGAGUGGGGAGGAUGUUGGUGUGACUGACCUAGAGCAGCCCUGGGGGGCGGGUCCUGUGUAGAGUUGACACGAUUGGCUCCCACACUGCCGCAGUCACGUAAACUUCAUCUACACCGUGUAGUUUUGUGGCAGUUGGUAACGCUGCUCAUCUUGACUCCCUCCCAGUUUUUCUUUAUUGUAUAUUCAUUGUCCAUGGAGCUUUUCAAAACAGGCUUUGUAAUGAGGUCAAGCCUGUUCUUUGAUUUGAGUUUGAUGUUUACUUUGGCUUUAAAUGUUAUCUUUUGGUCAUAACCUGAUCAAAUACUUUUGUGGAGCUUGAUUUUCUUAAUUUAAUUUGACAUGGAAAAAUGUAAUGGAGAAGACCUUGAUUAAGUCCUUAUCUGUCUACUGCUUGUUAAAGGAACAGGAUGUAGUUAGGUAUGCCUGAUUGUAAAUGGAGUCUUGACAGGUUUGUCCUGAGGAGCACCACCAGAAUUUGGCUCGUGUCAAGGGUCUUCUACCAAAUAACUUAAGUUGGGCCCAGUCAACCAGGCUGACAUGUUCUCACCUCUGUUCGAUGGCCCGUCGCACCCUGAAACACAGCUGAGACUCGGUUCAAAUUUAUGUAACCAUGUCAAUCUUUUUUUGUUUUGUUUUUUAUUACAUUUAAUAAAAUUGUAUUAAAAUGCA